AUGCCAGUCCUUCGCUCUGGUUCGACGGUCAGCUUUGUGAACCGACGAAAUGCGCGCCGACAUGGCUUUCGCGUACCAGUCAAGCCGAACCCCCAGCAGACGAGGCCAAAGGCCAACAGCACCGGUGCACAGUCAAGAAACCGUUCGACUCCGGUCGACCUUGCAGCUCUGACUCGAAAUAUCCGCUACCGACAACGUGCGCGUGCCAACGGACUCGCCACCGGCGACAGCGCAGACACUCUCCGCGAAAAGCGCCGCUGGGUUCAGACCGAAUUCGACGCAAGCCGCAUCAAUGGCAAAGCGACGCCGGAGCUGCACGAUCUAUACAACAAGAGAAAUAUCGGCAAGCCACAGCAUCAGCGGAAAAUGGCUCAAAGCCUUUCCGACGCCGCCAAAGAAGCCAAACGGCGGCUUGAGGAGGUCUUCGGACAGAGGUCAGGUCUCAGAGCCGUGGCCGGCGCCGUGGGCCACUCCUUGGGUGAUGAUUCCGGUGACGCAGCAAUCGCACAGCCAUCUGACGGCGAAGCAGUUCAUACCACCAAGCGUCCCGCAGCCCAUCUUACCGCAGACAAUGACGCGGCAGCCCGGCAGUUGGUGCUUGCUAAAGGAUAUGAGCUGGCAGACUACAGUGGUGGGAACCAGGGGAUUGGUGCGGAGGCUGACAACACGGAAGAAGGAGAAGAGGAGGAAGGGGACGAAAUAGAGAUUAAGAUGGAGGAAGACGCGGAUGAGGGUCUGAAGUCUUGA
Molecule: messenger RNA, 747 nt
Organism: Letharia lupina
Lineage: Eukaryota; Fungi; Ascomycota; Lecanoromycetes; Lecanorales; Parmeliaceae
Exons: 2
Coding region: 1-747 (248 amino acids)
Source: RefSeq, a predicted model, not a curated record